AUGAGGACAUCAUGUUGGCGUUGCUCUAAAAGGAAAGAUGAGAGCAUUAAAAGAUUUUGCAGAAAGGAAAGAGAGAAAUUAUAUGGGUUUUUGGAGUGGGCUUGCAUUUGUAUUUGGGCCAUUUUAUUCCCUGCUGGGCUCCAUUUGCUUCUUUUAGCAAUGGCCAAGCAAAUGGCCCAACGUAGUGGGCAGGCCCCUCCCAAUCAAAUUGAUACUUCAGCUCAGGUACUUACCCCAGUCCAGAUUUCUCCACAGCCUGGUGAAGAUGUUAAGGAUUGCAAUGAUGUUGCGACAAUCUCUCCUAUUAUUUCAGUAACACUUGGGAAAGAGGAUACGGAAUCUGGUGAAUCCCAUUUUGAAUCCCAAACUGCUGAAUUAGAUAAGCAUCACGUGGGAAAAAUGCUAGGAUUAUUCCUAGGGAAAAAGGCCUGCUUCAAUUAUGUGAUUCUUGGACGGUCAAAUACUAAUAUUUUGUUCACGCUAGUGCAGGGGCGGAGCCAGAAUUUUUAUCCAGUGCAGUCCCUGCGGCUGUUGUUGCUGCUGCUUCUUCUCACUGUGGUUCCCACUUCCGUUGGUGGCAGUGCCAUUCAAAGCAACCGGAGGAGUCACCAAUUAUUGGAAAUUCAUGACGACAAUACUAACACGGAAAUUAAUGAAGAGAAUAUGAACAUAGUCAGGAAGAAUUUAAAGCAAUUGGGAGAGGACAAUUCAGAUGCCAAAAGAGGUGAUGAGAUGGAUUGGGAGAGAACACACAGUGCCGAUGGUCUUUCAAAUGGGAAUCAUGUACACAAACAUCACAGCGAUCGCAUUAGGCAUCACAAGAUAGAUGCCUCUCCCGUUGAAGGCAGUGAGAGGAGGCUAAGCGACUACGAUUAUGAAACUUGGGGUAUUUUUCAACGUAAAGCUCUAUCAUCUGAGGAGAAGCACAGUGUUGUUGCUCACUCCUCUCAUGGCAAAUACGGGAAAGAGAGUUCUAGCAGGAAUGUAUCUAAGUCACCUGAUUGGUCUAGGGGAAGGUCGCGAUCCCAAAGCAUUUUUCGAGAGGCUUCUGUUGCCGGUACGCCACAUAAGCCGGAUGAUUCAUAUUAUAUGGAGAGAAAGCAUAGGACUGAUUCAGAUGAUGAAAGGCUUAUUGCACACAACAGAGACUACAGACAUAGUAGCAGAGAUGUUGUAAGGGAUACAGAAAGAGAGCGGAGUUGUAGUAGAUACUCAGAUAGAAUGGAAAGGCAUCUCAGCAGGGAAAUAUAUGAUCUACAUAGGGAGGACAGCAGGGAAAGAGGCAGGGAUAGAACUAGAGAAAAAGAUGGGGAAAGGGAAAGGGAAAGGAAAAGGCAGAGGGAGAGGGAAAAGGAAAGAGAAAUGGCCAGACAUCGAGAUAGAGAGAGGGAGAGGGAGAGGGAGAGGGACAAGGGAAGAGAGAGGGACAAGGAGAGAGAACGGGAAAGGGAGAUGGAAAAGGAAAGGGAGAGUCAGAUGGGAAGGAAAAGGGACAGAUUAAGAGAGGAGAGGGACAGGGACAGAGAUGGGGUUAGAGAGAGCAGAGAAGCUAGAGGAAGGGACAGGGACAGGGAGAAUGAGAGUGAUAGGAUAAGCAGGCACCACAGAUACCAUUCUGUUGAUGACGGGUAUAGAGACCGAGAUAGGUAUAAUGAUUCUAGGCUUGGGAAAAAUUCUGAAAAUGAUCACAUAGACAGAUCAAGGAAAACAGCUUCAGAAAAUGUUAGCUCUAAAAGUAAUCUUGCUGACAGGAAUACUGAGAAUAUCAAAAGAGAAGAAGAUGAACAAGAGGACUAUCAAGAAAGGAUUGCAAUGCAACUGGCAAAACAGGAAGAAGAUCUUGAGAGAAUUAGGGAGGAAAGCAGAAGGCGUAAACAAGCUAUUCUUGAAAAGUACAAAAACAAACAGUCACCACAGCCAAUUGGAACUCAAUCACAAGAUAUGGUUAAGGAGCAAGUUGGUCAGUCUUCUGAUCAAGUGGCAGCCCCUGAUAUGGUAGAAAAUGUUGAUGGCACUGCAGAAGGUGCGGAUGUUUAUGUUGCUGAGCCAUCAUUUUCUGUUGGAAAAUCCCCUUCACAAAAAGGCCUUUCUGCUUUGGAGAGGUCUACUGGAACUGGUGGACUAGGGGAGGGUACUCCAAAGAGUGAGAGAUCGGAUGAUAUGUUUUGUGAUGAUAUAUUUGGAGAAUCCCCUGCUGGCGCUCGCAAAACAGGUAAAGGUGAAGGUUUAGCUGUUGAGAGGAGUGGGCUUAACGACAACUGGGAUGAUGCGGAAGGGUACUAUGGCUACCGUUUUGGAGAAACACUUGAUGGACGAUAUGAAAUUACUGCUGCCCAUGGGAAAGGCGUCUUUUCAACUGUAGUUCGUGCCAAGGAUCUCAAGGCUAAACCAGAUGACCCUGAAGAAGUAGCAAUAAAAAUCAUACGUAGUAAUGAAACAAUGUAUAAGGCUGGUUUGGAAGAGUUGAUCAUUCUAAAGAAGUUAGCUGGUGCAGACCCUGAAGACAAGCGCCAUUGUGUCCGUUUUCUUUCUAACUUCAAGUAUCGGAAUCAUUUAUGUUUAGUUUUUGAAUCUCUUCAUAUGAAUUUAAGGGAAGUUCUCAAGAAAUUUGGUCGUAAUAUUGGUCUGAAGCUUACUGCUGUGAGGGCAUAUGCAAAGCAACUCUUCAUUGCUCUGAAACAUUUAAAAAAUUGUGGCGUUCUUCAUUGUGAUAUUAAACCAGAUAAUAUGCUGGUGAAUGAAUCAAAAAAUGUAUUGAAGCUUUGUGACUUUGGUAAUGCCAUGUUUGCUGGUAAAAAUGAAAUUACUCCAUACCUUGUGAGCCGUUUUUAUCGUGCCCCUGAGAUAAUUCUAGGUCUGCCUUAUGACCAUCCCAUGGAUAUUUGGUCAGUUGGUUGCUGUCUGUUCGAGCUUUAUGCUGGUAAGGUUCUGUUUCCCGGGGCUACCAACAAUGACAUGCUUCGCCUUCACAUGGAAUUGAAAGGUCCAUUCCCUAAAAAGAUGCUUCGGAAGGGAGCUUUCACGGACCAGCAUUUCGACCAGGAUUUAAAUUUCCUUGCUUUAGAGGAAGACCCUGUCACAAAGAAGGCAAUAAGGAGACUGAUUCUUAAUUUCAAGCCAAAAGAUGUUAGUUCAUUAAUUUCAGGAUCUCCUGGAGAGGAUCCAAAAAUGUUGUCUAAUUUUAAAGAUCUUCUGGAAAGAAUUUUUGUGUUAGAUCCAGACAAGAGGAUAAAUGUAUCACAAGCCUUGAGCCAUCCAUUCAUCACGGGCAAGUGAUAAUUGAUGCUGAUUUUCUGACUGCAGAAAUGCUGUUGCAUUAGAUACUUGUACAUUUUGAUACGAUCUCAAUUUAUGCUCAAUUAUCUAAUGAUUGGGUAUUUAUCUGUCUUUAUCUUCUCUGUGCUGGAGCAAGAGUUUGGAGACCAUGUAUGGUUGAAGUCCUCAGAGACGAUGCUGGGAGACACCUGUAACUGGCAGUCCUUUCAGUGGAUUGUUUUCUGUUUCUAUUGUAAGAUAACUUGCCAAAGGCGUUUCUCCCUUUUGUACUAAUUCUUAAUGUUGACCAUUAAGAAAGCUUUUAAAUAAUAUUGUUAUUUUUUCUUAUAUUUGUUCCAUUUGUACGCUCUGGACCUCAUUACUGUUUGUAUAUGGGGCACCAUAUUCCUGUGGGAAGAUAUGAUGAAACGUAUGUAGUUAUUUAAAUCUUUGUAUAUAAUAGUGUCAGUUAAGGAAUUUUCUCAAGAUAGCUUGUAAGGCAUUUUUCAUUUCA
This is a messenger RNA of Olea europaea var. sylvestris, 3769 nucleotides long. Its product is annotated as serine/threonine-protein kinase prpf4B-like. The record is from RefSeq and is a predicted model, not a curated record. Gene Ontology annotation, biological process: mRNA cis splicing, via spliceosome; peptidyl-serine phosphorylation; peptidyl-threonine phosphorylation. NCBI's taxonomy places the organism in Eukaryota, Viridiplantae, Streptophyta, Magnoliopsida, Lamiales, Oleaceae. Gene Ontology annotation, molecular function: protein serine/threonine kinase activity; ATP binding. The transcript has 16 exons. The coding region runs from base 1 to 3276 and encodes 1091 amino acids.